Messenger RNA from Lodderomyces beijingensis, 1182 nucleotides. The record is from the annotation of a GenBank genome assembly. NCBI's taxonomy places the organism in Eukaryota, Fungi, Ascomycota, Pichiomycetes, Serinales, Debaryomycetaceae.
AUGCAUGGUAGCAAUACCACGGCAAAGGAUGUGUCGAUGGUUGACGUGAGUAACGCAAGCAAUCCGACAAGUGCUGACACGAUGACAGCAUCGUCGUCGUCAAACGGCUCUUCGAUGACCGAGGGGAAAUCCAACACCACCAAUGAUAUAGACUUGGACCGAAUGAAUUUGGAUGCCAGAGAAGAUGACGCGCAAGUUAACGACGAAGACAAGAUGCACGUGGACCAUUCGUCUACUGCUUUGGCACAACAGAACCAAACACUCGACGGCUCAGCUCAACAACAGCAGCAGCAGCAUAACAACAACGCCCAACAACAACAACCCCCAUCACAACUGCUGCAGCAACAGCAACAGCCGCAAUACAACCAGCCUCCUCCUCCUGCUCAGCUGAAACAACCAGAGGCGCAGCAACCACAAGAACAGGUGUUCACUCUCCCGGUUGAUAUCAAAUGGCUGCAAGGAGGAGAGAAAGUCUACGUGACUGGAUCAUUCACCGGCUGGAGAAAGAUGAUUGGACUAGUGAAACAGCCGGACGGGACAUUUAUGAUAACUUUGGGGCUCCCAGUGGGCACGCAUAGGCUACGUUUCAUCGUGGAUAACGAAUUGCGAUACUCGGAUUUUUUACCCACGGCAACGGAUCAAACUGGUAAUAUCGUCAACUAUAUCGAAGUGAGCCCCCCGCCUCCAAAAGUUGACCCUGCUGUCGCGCCAACUUCACCACAAGCACAACCAAAGGAGGCCAGUGAGCCCGGUUUAACUACACGAAGAUCUACAAGAUGGCAAUUGACCAACGACGAUGACGAUAUGGGCAAUGGCUAUUCGCGUUAUUAUGACCAAAAUCCUCAGGAUCAACAACUAGUCUUUACCAGGGAUAUCCCGCCAAUCUUUACAGAUCCAAAAGUCAUGGAGCAGUAUUAUGUUGCCAUUGACAAGCAACUGAAGUCCAAUAAUGGCCAACAACAAGCAUGGUUGCAUCCACCUCUAUUGCCUCCGCAUUUAGAAAGUGUCAUUUUGAACAAUUUCAAUAGCAAUGAAAACAAUUCCGGUGCUUUGCCUACUCCUAACCAUGUUGUGUUGAACCAUUUGGCUACUACUUCAAUCAAGCAUAAUACUUUGGCGGUGGCUUCCAUCAUGCGGUAUAAAACUAAAUACAUCACUCAAGUGUUGUAUGCUCCGUUGUGA